AUGAUAACCGGCGAAGGCUAUAAGGACAAGACACCUAGGUCCCUUAAUAUUAUCCGCUUCUCCAUCGGACUGAUCCGCGGCCAAAGCUUGAACCGCAUUUUAAUACGAAGCCUUGCGAUUGAAGAAGAGAAUACGCCCGUGGUAUUGCUCGCCGAGAAUGAAAGUAAGGCCGCGCCCGAGCUCGCGGGCAUUGACUGGGCAGCCAAAAACAUCGAGGACAAGUGGGAGCAGCCGGUAGUGCGCCGACUGCAUUUAAACCCCUCCGACCUGAAGGAUGAAGACUUGGUUAUGCCCAUUAUGUAUGCUAUGGGUGUGGAGUUGCAGGGGGACCACGACCUGGACAUGGCCCUUUGUCAGUUUGACAUCAGCCCCUACCAUCGCAACCCUGAGCAAUUCCCAAUGUCUAGAGAUUUAGUGGGAGCUUUUUGCUCCAAAAAUCGAUUGAAGCAUAAACUAGCUUCCGUUCAUGCAGUUGACGAGAGGGCAGGGAAGCAGCUACAACCCACAGGCUUUAUCUUCCAUGAAAGCAGGGUCGGCUCCACUUUGGUUGCCAACAUGCUCGCCUCCGUUCCCACCAAUCUGGUCUAUUCGGAGCCUUCCGUUCCCGCCCAUGUCAUUCACCUCUGCAAAAAUGCUGGGUGCAGUGAGGAGACAACCGUGCGGCUGCUUCGAAUGGCUAUCCUGGCCAUGGGCCGCUCUCAUCAUCACGAUCAUUUUUUUAUCAAGUUUUCCUCCAGCACGGUGGUUGACAUGGACUUGAUCCUGAAGGCUUUCCCAGAGACCCCAUGGGCGUACAUUUACCGAGACCCGGUGGAAAUCAUCGUCUCCAACUUUCAGCGAGGAAGGGGUGGCCCGUGCAUUAGAGCCAAGAAGAACGCGCCGAAAGCUGUGCAGGACAUACUAGAAACCGACCGGAGGGGAGCGAGCAGGGUGUCGGAUGAGGAGUAUUGCGCUGCCCAUCUAACGAUGCUCUGUCAAGCAGCGCUUGAGCAAAUGGAAUUGCCGGGAUCAAAGGGGCAUGCGGUAGCAUACGAGACGUUAGUUGAGGACGUGUUGCGCGUGCUUGUCCCGGGGCACUUCGGAGUGUCCAUGAACUCGGAGGAGACGGCACGCAUGACCGCCCAGUCUGAGCUCUACAGCAAAGCCCGCACCGGCGAAACGGUUUUUCAAGGGGACACCGAACAGAAACAGGAAAGGGCGACUCAGGCUAUGCAAGUGGCGGCUGAGAAAUACCUAAAGGAGCCCACCGAGCGACUGCGCUUGGCGAGCACGCUAGGCCGAUCCCAGCUUGAAAUUGACACGACCCUGCGGGCUCAGGAAGCCCGCGUCUACGAGCGGACGGGCUCUAGAUUCUUUCAGCUCCCUCAUUGCCCUGACGAGCCUGAGAGCCCUCCGGGGGUCCCUAUCAUGGACAUUCUGGGCAACUGGAAUAUGGACGACACCGCGAUCCCCCCCCGGCACUACAACACGCUCUGUCGCUUCGACUACCAAACUGAGUACGACAAAGCCCUCCGGUAUCGCGACGCCGAAAUGCCCUUUGUUGUGUACAACAUUCCCGAGUUCGAUGAGACAGUUGAAAAGUGGAACUCGGAGGGCUACCUGGCAGAGGCUCUGGAGGGCGGGGAGUAUACCACGCAGGUGUCGAAAGACAACCACUUCAUGUACUACCGCCUGAGCAAGAGCCUCAAACCCGCCGGCUAUAUCCCUCCGACACGAACGGAAAGGUGGUCCUACGAUCACUGGUUGCACGAGGCGCGCAAGUCCAAAAACCUCUCCACGGACUCGGAACACUACUACUUCCGAGUCUCCGACCGCGAUAGCCCAAUUGUCCGCCAAGACUUGACCAUCUUCACCAGCAGGGAGUCCACGCUUUUCAUGAAAGAGCCCGAGAUGUCGCGAGGCAUUCACUGUCGAUUCGGCAUGCGCAGCGUCAUUGCCGAGGCUCAUUUUGACGCGAGUCGCAACAUGGUCAGUCUUGUCUCGGGCACCCGUCGGUGGAUCUUGGCCCAUCCAAGGGAGUGCAAGCACGCCUACCUUCUUCCCACGGGUCAUCCAUCAGCACGGCAUACAGAAGUCGAUUGGAGCGCGCCCGACCUCCAGAAAUAUCCGGACUUUGUAAAUUUGGUGGCCAACGAGGUCUUGCUUACGCCGGGAGAGGUCUUGAAUGUGCCGGCAUGGUGGAUCCACACGAUUGAGAACUUGGAUAUCAACAUUCAGUGCAAUUCGAGAUCCGGCGAUUCUACUGUGGGGUUGAAAGAUUUGAAGAGAUGUGGCUUUUUCUCGCAUGAUAAAUAA
Molecule: messenger RNA, 2295 nt
Organism: Nannochloropsis gaditana CCMP526
Exons: 2
Coding region: 1-2295 (764 amino acids)
Molecular function (GO): 2-oxoglutarate-dependent dioxygenase activity
Source: RefSeq, a predicted model, not a curated record